Messenger RNA from Myodes glareolus (Bank vole), 2123 nucleotides. It is a transcript of the gene Fgf14, whose product is annotated as fibroblast growth factor 14. Gene Ontology annotation, molecular function: growth factor activity. NCBI's taxonomy places the organism in Eukaryota, Metazoa, Chordata, Mammalia, Rodentia, Cricetidae. The record is from RefSeq and is a predicted model, not a curated record.
AAAAGAAAGAAAAAAAAACAAAAAAAAAGAAAAAAAAACCGAAAAAAAAAUUGACCGCGGGAGAGAGAAGGCUCAGUCUUUGGCUGCCAGAUCCAUUUAGGAGGUGGUAUUGGUGUAUGAGUGUGUGUGGUGGUAUUUUGUUUUUUCUUUCUUUCUUUUUUUUCUUUCUUCCUUUUUUCUCCAUCCCCCCCACCUCCUUUUUUCCCUUCUCUCCUAGGGGCUACACAAUGGCAGACUUCUCUCGCUAAGAUGAAUCCGGCUUGCCUUCUGCAGAUCCGCCCAUCCUCAGUUCCAUUGAGUAAAAGGCUAUGAUUUUCUCUUUGGGGAUCUUUUGUGCAUUACUAUUCUUCCUGAUUAGUUCUGGUCUCGGUUGGGAUUUCUUUGCUUUUUUUGGUUUGGCUUCAUGUGAAAAAGGAUUUUUUCUCUCCAACCCUUUGGUCAUGAUCCAGUGGUGAUCAAGAGGGGAUAAAUCAUUCACCCUGGCCGAGAAAAAACAAUCGCUGAGAAGUCUCAAAGAGAUAUACCACGUGAGGGGAAAAAACUGGGAGAAGAUCCGGAAUAUUAACGUUUUUCCUAUGGUAAAACCGGUGCCCCUCUUCAGGAGAACUGAUUUCAAGUUAUUAUUAUGCAACCACAAGGGCCUCUUCUUUCUCAGGGUGUCUAAGCUGCUGGGUUGCUUUUCGCCCAAAUCAAUGUGGUUUCUUUGGAACAUUUUCAGCAAAGGAACGCAUAUGCUGCAGUGUCUUUGUGGCAAGAGUCUUAAGAAAAACAAGAACCCAACUGAUCCCCAGCUCAAGGGCAUAGUGACCAGGUUAUAUUGCAGGCAAGGCUACUACUUGCAAAUGCACCCCGAUGGAGCUCUCGAUGGAACCAAGGAUGACAGCACCAAUUCCACACUGUUCAACCUCAUUCCAGUGGGACUGCGUGUCGUUGCCAUCCAGGGAGUGAAGACAGGGUUGUACAUAGCCAUGAAUGGAGAAGGUUACCUCUACCCAUCAGAACUUUUUACCCCCGAAUGCAAGUUUAAAGAGUCUGUUUUUGAAAACUAUUAUGUAAUCUACUCAUCCAUGCUGUACAGGCAACAGGAAUCUGGCAGAGCCUGGUUUUUGGGAUUAAAUAAGGAAGGGCAAGUUAUGAAAGGGAACAGAGUAAAGAAAACUAAACCAGCAGCUCAUUUCCUACCCAAGCCAUUGGAAGUUGCCAUGUACCGAGAACCAUCUUUGCAUGACGUUGGUGAAACGGUUCCGAAAGCUGGGGUGACACCAAGCAAAAGUACAAGUGCAUCUGCAAUAAUGAAUGGAGGAAAACCAGUCAACAAGUGCAAGACCACAUAGCCAGAUCCUCAGGUGUCCUGACUUACUUGUCCAGAGCACAGUGGAGUGAUUUAUCCUUACUAGACAUUCAUGCUCCCGUGGCUGAAGAGCCCCAGCAAGCAAGCUCAUGCUUGUUCUAUGCUGUCUCAGACCUCCUUCGUUGCAAGUGGAUAAAUCUCAACCUGUGGACCCCCCACACCAAGAAGACACCUGGACAAACCAGCUAAACUCAGACCAUGGAAUGCCCUACCAGAUAUGGAAUGCCUUUUUAAUAUCUUUUCUGUGACUGUGACACUUCAUGUGAAUGACAUACUUCACAAGUACAUUCAAUACCUUGCCUGCUGACAGCUAUUCAUAAUCCUUUUUGAGUCCUGUUUCAGCGAAAUCCAUGUGUUUAAGUUCAAUUUUGUAGCACACAAAUAAUAUUGAGUAAUUUCUAGUUAGACGCUGUAAACCUGUGCUAUCAUGGAUUUCUCUUUUUCCCAUUUUUGCAGGGCUGCUUGCUCCACUGUCUGUGACAUUUAGCAGGAUUGUGUUCCUCUGAAUCUUCAGUGUUGUAGUUGGUUUAGUUCGGAGAACAAUCAGGGAAUCAGGAAGCCUUCUAAACCUAUUACUACAAAUCGUAUCUACAAAGAUUAAGGUUGUCUUUGGCUCAUAUUACCAAUCAAACACACAUAUAUGCUCUGUCCAGUAGGAGACACUGGACUCCCGAGGUGGUCAUGGCCUGGGUGGACCAAGGGUCAAACACAAUCCAUGGGAAGCUCUCUAUGAUAGGUGUUUGGCAUCCCCUCUAAGUUUAUUCGUGUGUGU